Cynara cardunculus var. scolymus (artichoke) is the source of this 589-nucleotide messenger RNA. Its product is annotated as protein RALF-like 24. The record is from RefSeq and is a predicted model, not a curated record. The transcript has a single exon. Lineage: Eukaryota; Viridiplantae; Streptophyta; Magnoliopsida; Asterales; Asteraceae. The coding region runs from base 67 to 432 and encodes 121 amino acids.
CAUUUCCACUCUAACAAAAGCCUCAAUUGCAAACACACACACACACACACACCUCACAAACCCCAAAUGAGAUCCCUUUUGCUACCAUUUUUCUUCUUCUUCUUCCAUACCCACUUCCAAAUAUCAACUGGGGUUUCAUUUCUGAACCCUAAUUUGCUGGAAAACGAUGAAUUUAACCCAAUGGUGAAAAGGGUUUGUGGUGGGAAGAUUGUCGAGUGUUCAGAAGAUGAUUUGAUGGAUUCUGAGAGCAACAGGAGGGUAUUGUUGAUGGGGAAGAGGUACAUUAGUUACGAGACCUUAAAGAGGGAUCUUGUACCCUGUGGUACACCUGGAGCUUCAUACUACAACUGUAAGGGCAAAGGGGUUGCUAACCCUUAUAACAGAGGCUGUGAAAUCAUCACAAGAUGUGCUAGAGAUGCUAUAAACACCUAAUCUUGAAUGAUACAAUUGGUAAAGCUUUUAAUCUUUCUUUUUGUUUUAAUGGGGUUAUCCAUGUUUUCUUGAUUUAUGCUGGUUUUGCUUUAACUUAGAGGGCAUUUAUGUUGUCUCUUUUUAUAAUCAAAUGCAAGUUAAUUUGGGUUUGGAUUAA